UUAUAAAUUUUUAUCAUUUCAUUGUGAACCCCAUGCCUUGUCUAACUUUGCUUCUUUAAUAUUUCCUUCCCAUUUUUAUUAAGUAUAUAAAAUAAUAAAAUGAUGACAACAAUAUUUUUCAUGUUUGAAAAAAUUAUGGCUACGCAGGUUACACUCCUUUGGACCGUAUCAUUCUGGUUUGUGGGAUCUUGGAUGAUUCCAUUUGGAGCUCACAUCAUUGGCUUCAGCAAGGUAUCACUAACUUACAGAGGGCAGGCACUGUUUAGCCUUCUGACAGAUGUAACUGAAGGGCUUGCUGGAAUUUUAAUUCUUCAUCGGUGUUUGUCUCGGUUCCGUCCCCUGCCAUCUAAUUGGUUUAGAUUUAGCCUUAAAGGAAACUGGCUUUUCGACGUUGUUCUUGGAUGCUUGAUGUUUCCAUUGGUCAAUUGUCUUUCUCAAUUCAACCUAAAUCUUCUUCCAGUUUUGCCUUCGACUCCUGUCACACUCUCUAGUGUAGAGCAAUCAAUAGUGGCUCGAGAUCCGAUUGCAAUGGCACUUUAUGCACUGGUACUUGUUGUUUGUGCUCCUUUGUGGGAGGAAAUUGUCUUCCGAGGCUUCCUUCUUCCUUCUUUGACUAAAUACAUGCCCGUGUGGGGCUCUAUAUUGAUGAGUUCAAUCGGCUUUGCUUUGGCACACUUUAAUGUACAGAGGAUGUUACCACUUAUUUUUCUUGGGGUUGUGAUGGGUGUAACUUAUGCAAGAUCAAGGAAUCUACUGCCAUCCAUUCUCUUGCAUAGCCUGUGGAAUGGCUUUGUAUUCUUAGAUUUGAUGAAAUAAAAUCUCAAUUCUUA
This is a messenger RNA of Olea europaea var. sylvestris, 830 nucleotides long. RefSeq lists its product as uncharacterized. NCBI's taxonomy places the organism in Eukaryota, Viridiplantae, Streptophyta, Magnoliopsida, Lamiales, Oleaceae. Bases 100 to 816 code for a protein of 238 amino acids. Gene Ontology annotation, biological process: CAAX-box protein processing. The record is from RefSeq and is a predicted model, not a curated record. The transcript has a single exon. Gene Ontology annotation, molecular function: metalloendopeptidase activity. Gene Ontology annotation, cellular component: membrane.